AUGGCCUCAAAGAUUAUUGUCCUUGGGGGUGUGAACUGCCAAUUACAAGCAGUCUUCACAAAGCUGGCCAAACUGCAGUUGAAGCAGAACUUUGCCUUUGCAAUUAUCGUGGGAAAUUUGUUCGGCGACUGCUCCACAGAAAGUGAGCUAGACGAGAUCUCUGCUUUACUUCAGGGUACUAUCAAUGUACCCCUUCCAACAUAUUUCACGGUUGGCGACUUACCGCUACCAACUCGUAUUGUGGAAAAGAUUGAAGCCAACGAUGAGGUGUGCCCGAACCUUUACUUCCUUGGCAAGCGAGGCACCUUGAAGACCUCAGAGGGCAUUCGUAUUGCUGCUCUUGGUGGCAAACUUGUAACUGCAGAUUCGCACAAACCGGAAACCAAUACUAGCGGAAGAUUCCAGGCGACAUAUACUGAGUCUGAUGCCCGUGCUCUCUUUGGUACACACAGUGCCGAUAUCCUGCUCACCAACCAAUGGCCCAAGGGGAUCCGAGUUGGGUCGAAAGCACCUCUUCCGGAAGAUACCAGCAGCUUCCCAGCUGAAGUACAGUGUGUGGCUGAUAUUUGUGCCACUUUAAAGCCUCGCUACCAUUUCUCUGCAUCUGACUCUUUCUUCUACGAACGAGAGCCCUUCUUCCACCUGCCGACAGAAGACAGCCCAGACGCUAAGCCAUUGACACGUUUCAUCUCCAUGGCUUCUUUCCAGUCGAAGCAGAAGACCAUGUAUGCAUUUUCGCUAGACCCAAAAGCUGCACCAGCAUUCACGAUUCCAGCCGGCGUAACCGCAUCUCCUCUCUCCGCGCCUCAGUCUAAGCGCAAGGGACUCCCAUCUCAACGGGAGUCAUUCCAGCGCUUUGCGCCAACAGAUGGUGACGACCACCGACCAUACAAACGCCAACGCGAGCGCGCUCCGCCCCCAGGUCCAGACCAAUGUUUCUUCUGUCUAUCUAACCCCAACAUCGCCACACAUCUGAUCGCAUCAAUCGGCGACGAAAGCUAUCUCACAACAGCCAAGGGCCCUCUUCCACCAACAGAUUUCUUCUCCUCUCUGGGAUUCCCUGGCCACAUGCUCAUUAUCCCUUUCAGCCAUUCUCCGACCCUCAACUCAAUUCAAGAAGCGGAAUCACGCGCAUCUACAUACAGCGAGAUGCAACGCUACCGUACCGCCCUGCAUAAAAUGGUCACAGACCGUUCAGGCGGCAAGCUCGGUGCUGUAACGUGGGAAGUGAGUCGGACAAAUGGAAUUCACACGCACUGGCAAUUCCUUCCUUUGCCGGUUGAUUUGAUUCGCGACGGGCUAGUCGACGCCGCAUUCAAGGUCGAGGCUGAGAACCUCAAAUACCCCCGGUUCUCUACCAUCCCGGUAUCGGAGUCAAAGGGCGCCGAAGAGGCAGGCGACUUUUUCCGGGUGUGGAUCUGGAAAUCCAAGGAUGGAGGGGAGUCUGAUGAGACUGACGCGGAAUCAGGGGAGGAGAAGAUGCUCAUGCUAGAGUUGUCACAGGAUUUCCGAUUUGAUCUGCAAUUCGGUCGGCGUGUUAUGGCAAAGCUACUGGAGCUGGAUAAGCGAAUGAACUGGAGGGAUGCUACUCAAACUGUAGAGGAAGAAGAGGCCGAUACUGCAGCCUUCAAGGAGGCUUUCCAGAAGUAUGACUUCGCAUCGGAGUGA
Penicillium verhagenii is the source of this 1668-nucleotide messenger RNA. Its product is annotated as CwfJ domain protein. Gene Ontology annotation, molecular function: RNA lariat debranching enzyme activator activity. The record is from RefSeq and is a predicted model, not a curated record. Bases 1 to 1668 code for a protein of 555 amino acids. Gene Ontology annotation, biological process: mRNA splicing, via spliceosome. Gene Ontology annotation, cellular component: post-mRNA release spliceosomal complex. NCBI's taxonomy places the organism in Eukaryota, Fungi, Ascomycota, Eurotiomycetes, Eurotiales, Aspergillaceae. The transcript has 2 exons.